AUGCAAUCAGAUAAGGGAUUUUCUCUAACUUUAAAAGAUGAACCGGGUCUAAAACAAGUUUUUUACAUUAUCAAAAUAAACGAUGAGUGUCCUACGCUAAUGGACUUAGUUCUAACAUCUCAAGAUAAAGUAAACAUUUCAUUAUUGGUAAAUUAUCGCGGAGAGGCCUAUACGUCCUAUCAAUAUAUAGUAAUUGGAGAGAAUACGAUUGGCAUUAAGGCGACACCAAGUCCUCAGAAAAAUGAAGACAAUUGUGAGAACACACGGGUCGAGGUAAAAUGUGAAAAAGCCCAAACGAUCGUCUUAGGUAUAUCCAAUAUAUGCCAAGGUCAAUUGAUAUUCGAAGAUAAUUUCAAUAAUUCGCAAUUAAAUAUGAAACUAAAUGGCGAUACUGAUAUAAGACAUCGUUUGAUUGGUACCGAUUCGGAAGAAUUUGUAGUAUUCGAUAAUCAUCCCGAAAAUAUUUUCAUACAUGAGGGCUAUUUAAAUAUACGACCCAAAGUGACACAAGAGAAUAUGAAGGAGGCUAAAUUGAAUUUUGGUUCUAGGUCACAUUUCAUAUUUGUACCACCUUUCAAUUCAUCACAAAUUACCAAAGACUCGUUUCAAUUUCAAUAUGGAAGAAUUGAGGUUAAGGCGAAACUACCAAAAGGUGAAUGGAUAUUACCGUAUUUGAUGUUACGAAACGAUGAUGCUUUGAAUGAAAAGCAAAUACACAUAGCCUUUGCCCGAGGUAAUGAAGAACUAUUGACCUCCGAUAAUAUCGAUCUAAGUGGUAAAAUUUAUAUGCUGGCAUUAGCCUCGAAUGAACAUUUUGGCAAUGAUUUUCAUAUUUAUACCUUGAUUUGGAAAUCAAAUGAAAUCACCAUGGAAGUGGAUGGUGUUAAAUAUGGC
This is a messenger RNA of Lucilia sericata (common green bottle fly), 894 nucleotides long. RefSeq names its product gram-negative bacteria-binding protein 2-like. The record is from RefSeq and is a predicted model, not a curated record. Gene Ontology annotation, molecular function: hydrolase activity, hydrolyzing O-glycosyl compounds. Lineage: Eukaryota; Metazoa; Arthropoda; Insecta; Diptera; Calliphoridae. Gene Ontology annotation, biological process: carbohydrate metabolic process.